GCACCUGAACUGAGCAUCUCUAUCCACUCCACCCUAUAUGCUUUAUUCAUGAUGUCGGAGCAGACGCAAUGCAGUGAUGACCCACAGUGAUUAGAAGAACGAAUACAUCAGAGCAAAACCAAACCAGCACUGACAUCAAAAGAUGGAGGGCUUGUGCUCAUUUGAGCGAUGUUUUCCAAAUAACUACACGUGAUUGGCCUAUGGGCUGAACACGUGUGAUUGGCAGCUGAUCCAGCCACUGACGAGAUGCCAUCCAAGGUGUCAUGCCUGUAUUUGCUGACUGUGGUUUGCUGGGCCAGUGCUCUGUGGUAUCUCAGCGGCUCCCGGCCCUCAACCACCUACGUGGGUCAGAUGACCUUCGCCCGCAAACCGCUCCCGCGGCUCUCGAAGAACGACACGCUCAGCAAUAUCCGCACGCGUACUCUGAACCCACACAAUUUCAAGUUCCUCAUCAAUGAGCCCAAAAAAUGUGAAGGCACAACACCCUUUCUUGUCCUCCUCAUCAGCACCAACCACAAGGAGUUUGACGCCCGGCAGGCGAUCCGGGAGACGUGGGGAGAUGAGAACAUAUUCGGCGAUGUUCGCAUUGUGACGCUGUUUCUUCUCGGGUUCAGCACUGAACCUGUGCUCAACCAGAUGGUGGAACAAGAGAGCCAGAUCUUCCAUGACAUCCUAGUCGAGGACUUUGUGGAUUCCUACCACAAUUUGACCCUGAAGACUCUUAUGGGGAUGCGGUGGGUGUCCUCAUUCUGCCCAAAUGCACAGUACGUCAUGAAAACCGACAGUGAUAUAUUUGUCAACAUGGACAACUUAGUGUUUAACCUGCUGAAACCCAACACCAAACCAAGGCACCGCUUUUUCACGGGUCGCGUGAUAAACGGAGGACCCAUACGUGAUGUUCGCAGCAAGUGGUUCAUGUCUAGAGAGCUCUACCCUGAAAGCAGGUACCCUGCUUUUUGCUCUGGGACUGGAUACGUGUUCUCCGGAGACAUGGCGGAGCUGCUCUAUAAGACCUCCCUACAUACGAGACUCCUACAUCUUGAGGAUGUGUACGUGGGACUGUGCCUGCGGAAACUAGGCAUUCAGCCCUUCCAGAACAAUGGAUUCAAUCACUGGAAAAUGACCUAUAGUCUAUGCCGCUACCGAAAAGUGUUGACUGUACAUCAGAUUUCACCAGAGGAGAUACUGAGAAUAUGGAACGAUAUGUCCAACAAGAAACAUCUCAAAUGCUAACAAAUAGUUGAGGAACAUGUUGAUAAAACCUGAGCCGAUAUGUGAUACUGGAAACAUGGUUAUUUAGUGGUGUUUACAGGACUAUUUAGGGCUUUUCACAUUUGAAAUAGUUAAUCGUUG
Molecule: messenger RNA, 1353 nt
Organism: Rhinichthys klamathensis goyatoka
Lineage: Eukaryota; Metazoa; Chordata; Actinopteri; Cypriniformes; Leuciscidae
Gene: b3galt1a
Product: UDP-Gal:betaGlcNAc beta 1,3-galactosyltransferase, polypeptide 1a
Exons: 2
Coding region: 247-1233 (328 amino acids)
Cellular component (GO): membrane
Molecular function (GO): N-acetyl-beta-D-glucosaminide beta-(1,3)-galactosyltransferase activity
Source: RefSeq, a predicted model, not a curated record